CUGUGGCUCCUCACUCUCUUCUCUGCAUCGCCUCCAGCAACAGCUGAAAGGACAACAUCCAUCAUGGCCUUUACCUCUCGCUCUUCCACCAAGUCAGUGAGGACCUCCACUGGGAGCUCUGGUGGCUCCAUGAUCGGCCUCGGCGGCGGUGGGCGGCUGUCAUCGAUGAGAGCCGGCAGCGUGUACGGCGGAGCAGGAGGCUACGACGUCCGCAUCUCCUCGGCCUCCUCCUCUGGUGGCCGCAUCUCUUACAGCGUGUCCGGUUUGGAGGACGGCCUCAUCGGCAAUGAGAAGUUCACCAUGCAGAACCUCAACGACCGCCUGGCAACGUAUCUGGCCAAAGUACGCUCCCUGGAGAAGGCCAACGCCGAGCUGGAGCUGAAAAUCAGGCAGUUCAUAGAAAGCAAGGCUGGUCCCGCCGCCAGGGACCACACCGCCUCUUUUGCCACGAUUUCCGAAAUCACGGGCAAGAUUCAGAACGCCAUCAAGGUCAACGGAGCCGUGAACCUGAGCAUCGACAACGCCCGCCUGGCCGCCGAUGAUUUCAGGAUGAAGUAUGAGAAUGAGCUGGCGAUGCGCCAGUCGGUUGAGGCUGAUAUCGCUGGGUUGAAGAAAGCCCUGGGCGACCUGAACCUGACCAAGAGCGACCUGAGCAUGCAGAUUGAAGGUCUGAAGGAGGAGCUGCUCUUCCUCAAGAAGAACCACGGGGAGGACCUGCUGGCGAUGCGAGCUCAGAUGAGCGGUCAGGUUCACGUGGAGGUAGACGCCGCUCCCUCACAAGACCUCACCAAGAUCAUGGCUGAGAUCAGGGAGCACUACGAGACUGUCGCCGCCAAGAACCAGAGGGAUCUGGAGGGCUGGUUCCUGUCCAAGACGGAGGCUCUGAGCAAAGAGGUGGUCACUCAGACAGCCUCACUGCAGACCACCAGGACGGAGGUCACAGAGGUCAAACGCUCCCUGCAGUCUCUGGAGAUCGAGCUACAGUCAGCGCUGAGCAUGAAAGCAGCAAUGGAAGUGACUCUCGCAGAGACACAGAAUCGCUAUGGAGCACAGCUGUCCAGAUACCAGCUGCAGGUGACGUCUCUGGAGGAGCAGCUGGUGCAGCUGAGGGCCGACCUGGAGCGCCAGGGACACGAGUACAAUAUACUGCUGGACAUCAAGACCAGGCUGGAGCUGGAGAUCGCUGAGUACAGGAGGCUGCUGGACGGAGAGACCAUCCACAGCACCAACACCUCAUCCAGCACGACCACCACCAAGCGUGUGAUGACGGUGGUGGAGGAGGUUGUCGAUGGGAAGGUGGUGUCGUCUACGUCUUCCACGUCGUCCUCCUCCUUCCAGUCCCGCUGAGCUGCAGCUGAUGACAGCAGGCAGUCCUUUUUGAUGGAUCAUCAUUGUCACUGUUCACUGAUGUUGACCAGACAAUAAAACGAGAGUCCAAAUAAAUACUGAGUGGGUGUUGUGCAGAUCAUG
Molecule: messenger RNA, 1470 nt
Organism: Betta splendens (Siamese fighting fish)
Lineage: Eukaryota; Metazoa; Chordata; Actinopteri; Anabantiformes; Osphronemidae
Product: keratin, type I cytoskeletal 13-like
Exons: 8
Coding region: 64-1347 (427 amino acids)
Molecular function (GO): structural molecule activity
Source: RefSeq, a predicted model, not a curated record